CACGUUUCGAGAUUUCGUAUGUCGAUUAUCGACGAUCGGCGUAUUUCUUCGUUUUUAGAUGACUCUUGGUAUGAAAAUUGUCUUCUGACUGAACUUUAGAAUGGAUUUCUUAAAAGCCGAGUUAGAAAGAAAGAAGAAGCAAUUAUCGAAGAAUGAAGUAACGGGAAGUGGCAAGAAAUAUUUUAAGAGAGGAGAUUUGAUGGCAAAGCAGGAGGAAGAUUACUGGAAUAGACAUAGUAAAAGCAAAAAUAUUUCACCUGAAAAAGCACCAGAGGAGGAAAAUACAGAUGUCCAGACAGCAGGAACCUCACAAGGAAAAGAGCUUACUCUGUCUAGAGAUGAGGUGAUUAAAAGGCUACGAGAAAGAGGAGAACCAGUACUACUUUUUGGUGAAUCUGAAUUAGAAGCUUUUCAAAGACUGCGGAUUUUAGAAAUACAAGCCCCUGAAGUCAACCAGGGUUUCCGAAAUGAUUUCAAAGAUGCAAUGGACAAAGUAGAUAAAGACUACCUAAGUGAGUUAUUAAAAUCACACAAUGAAGGAGACGACGAGACAAAGAAAGGUGAUAUUAAAGUGUUUGGCGAUGAUAUCAAGUUUGAAGAUAUAAUGGAGAAAGCAGAAGAUUUUGGAAAUAAAGAUGAUAAUACAGAUUGCGAUGUUAUUCUGAUGUAUUUAAAAGUAAGUUUACCCAGUAGAUGGAACAGGGCUGCCGAUUAUUACUUACAAAUGGCCAUUGGUAACGCUCCAUGGCCUAUCGGUGUCACUAUGGUUGGUAUUCAUGCCCGUACAGGAAGAGAGAAAAUCUUCUCUCAACAGAUUGCCCAUGUACUGAAUGAUGAAACCCAGCGCAAGUAUAUCCAGGGUUUGAAGCGAUUAAUGACAAUAUGCCAGAGGAACUUCCCAACUACACCUUCACGAAGUGUGGAAUACAACGCAUAAAACAUCCACUAGAAAACUACCUGAAUACCAUCUGAUGCAUGAUUUGACAACUCCACAGUGCUGGUGCUAAGAACCUGGAAAACGUCAUCAAGUUGACUUAAAGGAGUGCAGUGGGAACACAGCGUCUUCCCUUGUGUGUCGUUUCUGUCUCUACCAUGUGAUGCACAUAUCACUGUACUAUAGUGAAUAUUUUUUAUCUAUAAAUUGAAGCUAUAUAAUGUUCCAACAUCUCAGACAAGCACGUCAUGAUUUGAAAUAAACACAAGCAUCAUGAAAAGAUGAUGUAUAAUAUUUAUUGUAACUGUUAAGUGGCAUAUUAUGUAAAUACAGAGUUGUUAGAAACACAGGCGUAUUCAUGGCAGUGUUUAUGCAGAGGGCAGUGUGAACAUGUCGGGCUUUGUAAAUAAAGAACGGCUUAUUUUAUAAAAAUUGA
This is a messenger RNA of Saccoglossus kowalevskii, 1370 nucleotides long. Its product is annotated as pre-mRNA-splicing factor 18-like. Gene Ontology annotation, biological process: generation of catalytic spliceosome for second transesterification step; RNA splicing. Gene Ontology annotation, cellular component: U4/U6 x U5 tri-snRNP complex; U5 snRNP; U2-type post-spliceosomal complex. The record is from RefSeq and is a predicted model, not a curated record. Lineage: Eukaryota; Metazoa; Hemichordata; Enteropneusta; Harrimaniidae.